Messenger RNA from Tarenaya hassleriana, 828 nucleotides. Its product is annotated as gibberellin-regulated protein 14-like. The transcript has a single exon. The record is from RefSeq and is a predicted model, not a curated record. The coding region runs from base 1 to 828 and encodes 275 amino acids. NCBI's taxonomy places the organism in Eukaryota, Viridiplantae, Streptophyta, Magnoliopsida, Brassicales, Cleomaceae.
AUGCAUCGGUCGGUUGUACUUUCCGUUUUCGUCUUCUUGAUUUCUAUUUCCGGUAAGGUACAAGCCGACAAUGCACCCGCUCCCUCGCCCAAACCUUCCCCCAAUAAACCCCAAUCUCCGGUGACUUCUCCGGCAAAAUCUCAUCACUCUGCUGCUUCUCCCUAUAGUCCUCCGGCAUCUCCUCAAACGCCCACUUCACAGUCUCCGGCGACGCAUUCAUCUCCGAUGACAACUCCGUCGACAACCCCUGUUUCUCCUCCAACCGCUGCAACUCCGGCAAAGUCUCCGUCGACAACCCCUGUUUCUUCUCCGACGGCUGCGACUCCAGUAAAGUCUCCGUCGACAAAUCCUGAUUCUCCUCCGAUCGGUGCAACUCCAGCGAAGUCUCCGUCGACAAACCCUGUUUCUCCUCCGAUCGGUGCGACUCCGGCGAAGUCUCCGUCGACAAACCCUGUUUCUCCUCCGACCGCUGCGACUCCGGUGAAGUCUCCUGUGUCUCCGGCCGCUUCUCCGCCGCCCAUCACAGCUCCCUCACAGUAUCCGGUAUCUACUCCGACGAAAUCACCGGUGGGAUCACCGCCGGUGACGGCGGAUGCGCCGGAGACAUACCCUAGUAUUCCGUCGAGUUCAGCGACUCCAGCGAUGACGCCGGAGAUAUUCCCAUACGGUCGCGGGCCCAAGAGUCAGGCUCCGGCGACUGCGACGGCAACAUUGGCGCCGGAGACAGCUAAGGGACCGGUGGGCGAUAAUUCGAGUUCGAGAUCAUUGCACGAUGUGCGUGUCAUCUCGACGGCAUUAUUGGUUCUUGGAACCACUUUGGUGAUUUAG